Molecule: messenger RNA, 2052 nt
Organism: Strigops habroptila (Kakapo)
Lineage: Eukaryota; Metazoa; Chordata; Aves; Psittaciformes; Psittacidae
Gene: CLASRP
Product: CLK4 associating serine/arginine rich protein
Source: RefSeq, a predicted model, not a curated record
UCCGCUUCCGUCUUCCGCUCGGUGCCGCGGGCUCGGUGCAGGGCGCCGCUGCCGGGGCCGCGGCCUUCUCCGCUGCCCGGGGCCGGUGCGAGCCCCGCGGGCACCGGCGGGAUGUGGCACGAGGCGCGGAAGCACGAGCGGAAGCUGCGCGGGAUGAUGGUGGAUUACAAGAAGCGGGCGGAGCGCAGGAGGGAGUACUACGAGAAGAUCAAGAAGGAUCCAGCCCAAUUCCUGCAGGUCCACGGCCGGGCCUGCAAAAUCCACCUGGAUUCAGCCGUGGCCUUGGCUGCCGAGAGCCCGGUCAACAUGAUGCCCUGGCAGGGAGACACCAACAACAUGAUCGACCGCUUCGACGUGCGGGCGCAUCUGGAUUAUAUCCCCAGCUACACCCCGGCCCUGCUGAACCCCAUUUCCCCGGAGCAGGAAUGUGACGAGAGGAAAUGCAACUACGAGCGGUACCGCGGCCUCGUGCAGAACGACUUCGCUGGCAUCUCGGAGGAGCAGUGUCUCUACCAGAUCUACAUCGAUGAGCUCUACGGGGGGCUCCAGAAGCCCAACGAGGAUGAGAAGAAGAAGCUCGCCGAGAAGAAAGCCUCCAUUGGCUACACGUAUGAGGACAGCACCGUGGCCGAGCUGGACAACAACGUGGAGAAGAGAGGGGAGGAGGAGGACUCGGAGGAGGACAGCAACACGGAUGAAGAUGAAGUCAUCCCUGACAUUGACGUGGAAGUGGACGUGGAUGAGCUCAACCAGGAGCAAGUGGCCGACCUCAACAAGCAGGCGACCACCUACGGCAUGGCCGAGGGGGACUUCGUCAGGAUGCUGCGGAAGGACAAGGAGGAGGCUGAAGCGAUUAAGAACGCCAAGGCUCUGGAGGAGGAGAAGGCCAUGUACUCGGGCCGACGCUCCCGGCGCCAGAGGAGGGAAUUCAGGGAGAAACGCUUGAAAGGGAGGAAGAUCAGUCCCCCCAGCUACGCCCGGCGCGACAGCCCCACCUACGACCCCUACAAACGCUCCCCCUCGGAAUCCAGCUCGGAAUCCCGCUCCCGCUCCCGCACUCCGUCUCCCGGCCACGAGGAGAAGAUCACCUUCAUCACCAGCUUCGGCGGCAGCGACGAGGAGGCGGCUGCAUCCGCGCAGGCCGGCGGCAUUCCCGGGAAAGGCCCCGCUCCCGGCAAAGCCCGUUCCGCCGCAGGGCAGCCGGCAGCAGGUCAUAGCGCCUCGUCCCGGCGCCGUUCCUCGUCUUCCUCCACGUCUCCAUCGUCCUCAUCCUCAUCCAGCUCCCGCUCCAGCUCCCGCUCUACCGAGGGGGGGGGGUACCACCGCUCCGGCCGCUACUGCCAUUCCCACGGCCGCCGCUAUUCCCGCUCUCGCUCCCGCUCCCGGCGCUAUUCCGGAGGGGGCUCUCGGGAUGGGCGCCGCCGCUCCAGGUCCUAUUCCCCGGAGCGGGGCUAUCGCUACAGCUCCCGCCGCCGAUCCAGGAGCCGGUCCCGCUCCGGGGAGCGCUCCCGGCGCCGGCACCACUGGAGCAGCAGCCGGAGCAGCCGGAGCCGCAGCGAUUCCCGCAGCCCCAGCAGAUCCCAGUCUCCGGUGCGGGACAAGCCUCCGCGCCCCACAGCAUCGCCCGCCGUGGGGGAGAAGCUGAAAAAGCCUGACAGUGCUGCUGGUAAAGAGACGGGAGCUGCCAAACCCAAACUGACGCCGCAGGAGAAGCUGAAGCUGCGGAUGCAGAAGGCGCUCAACAGGCAAUUUAAAGCUGAUAAAAAGGCAGCCCAGGAGAAGAUGCUGCAACAGGAACAUGAGAGACAGGAGCGGGAGGACGAGCUCCGAGCCAUGGCCCGGAAGAUCCGCAUGAAGGAGCGGGAACGCCGGGAGAAGGAGCGGGAGGAGUGGGAGCGCCAGUACAGCCGCCAGAGCCGGUCCCCGUCCCCCCGCUACAGUCGGGAAUACAGCUCAUCCCGCAGGCGCUCCCGGUCGCGGUCCCGCAGCCCCCACUACCGGCACUGAUGGAACGGAGCCGGUUCCCCACGGCAAAUAAAGAUGGAAAAGCUG